Molecule: messenger RNA, 1669 nt
Organism: Lotus japonicus
Lineage: Eukaryota; Viridiplantae; Streptophyta; Magnoliopsida; Fabales; Fabaceae
Exons: 1
Coding region: 72-701 (209 amino acids)
Source: RefSeq, a predicted model, not a curated record
AGAGAAUAAAAACUAGUGAACUACCACACCAUAAACACACAUCUUUUUCUCUCUUCCUCUCUCAAACAACAAUGGACUCUUCAGAAACUCUCAGUCAACAUGCCAAGGUUGUCACAAAACAAUGUGACAUCUUCCCUGCCGGAAAGUACCUAUCUUCUCGCCGGACUCAGUCGUUCUCCUCCUCUUGUUCAUCACUUUCACCUUCCACCUCCUCCUUUGAAUCAAUAUAUUUCAAUGAGGAUCCUCUGCUCAGUCCUGCAUCCCCACUAAUAAGGCUCUCUGGUGUUCCAUUUUCUUGGGAACAUUUACCAGGAAUUCCCAAGAAACAAAACUCCAAGAAAAAGCAGGACUCAUCCAUGAAACUGUUGCCAUUGCCCCCUCCAACCACCACCUCACAGCACUCUUCUAAGAGGACCACUCAUGAAGAAACUUGGAAGAAGAAUUCAACAAAAAGUGUCUUUCAAAGGGAUCCUUUCUUUGCUGCAAUGGUUGAAUGCUCAAAGGAUGAUGAUGACCAAGAAGAAAUUACAAGCGGUAAUUUGUGGAAUGGAGCUAAGGUUUCAAGGAGUGUUAGUGAUCGUUUUGGAUUUUUUAGCCUUUAUGGUUCUUGCAAGAGAACUUGUGCUGUUUCUGAAUCUCUAGUUUUUCUUCCAAGCUCAAGAAGAAGCACCUAUCAACAUGUUACUCGCAGGCCCCUCUGAGCAUUUUUCUGCUCCUAGUGUCAGUACAUGUUUGGAUGCACAGUAGAUUUUCACAUUAAGUGAUUAUGGGAGAAGCUAGUAGCUUUUGUGGUAGCAGAAUUGAUUCUAGAAGAUAUGAAUGUGAAUCCAAAUAUGCGGUGGGAAUCUACUCGUGUUCAUGUUGUUAUAACCAGAAAGAGGUAUUUCAAUCCCUUUUCAAGUACAUGUUUGGACCAUCUUCUUAUUUAUAAGAAUCAAUUCUGAAACUCAGAAGCUAUUUAAAGGAAGCUUCUACCAAGAAUUGAUUCUGACUUCAAAAUCAAUUGUGGAAGAUUUUCCAUACACUAGUUGUGUUAAUGUUGUUAUAAGGAAAAUCAAAAAGAAGUAUUCCAUUCAAUUUGAAGUGCAUAUUUGGAAUUUUUUCUACAAUUGAUCUAGAGUUCAAAUCAAUUCUGAAAAGAAGAUUUUAUGAUUAGCUUCGAGGUAUACUCAGAAUCGAUUCUGAGAAAAAAUAAGCUAAUCAGAACAUGUUAUAAACCUUGAUCCUUGUUGUUAUUAGUUUCUAAAAUAUGGCAUGUGAAGGCAAGUAUGUUGUUGGAAACAUAAGUUAUAUAUUGUAAUUUGUUAAUACAAGUAUAGGAAGCAGUGUUUGUCUCCUUUUGUUCAGAAAUCACUGAUUACAAUUUACAUGUACUGUUUCCAAUUUUUUUUAUGUUUUUGGUUUGUUUUGUUAUUAACCAGCUACUUCUCCAAAUACAGCACACUCUCUUUGCUGUAUUUCAUGGGAUACUAUCAAAUUUAUUAGUGAAAUUUACAUGAUCCCAUGUGGGAACAUUGCACAGACCACUGUGGAAGGAUACUGCCAAAUUCUGAUUUGACUUUCCUAUUAUCUAUGCUCAUUUGUAUUUGCAAAUAAUUGUGAUUCCCUAUAGUGAUGGCUUUGUUUCUAUGCAUGAUGAUGAUGUUGAUAACAACAAGUUGUUGAGAUU